This is a messenger RNA of Microthlaspi erraticum, 1578 nucleotides long. NCBI's taxonomy places the organism in Eukaryota, Viridiplantae, Streptophyta, Magnoliopsida, Brassicales, Brassicaceae. The record is from the annotation of a GenBank genome assembly.
AUGGAAAUCUCAGGACGGCGAGUGAGAAGAUUCAGGAUGAGAUUCGGACGACACCGCCUCGCCGGCGAGAACGACGACGAUUCCGUCCUCCCUCUGCGACACAACGGGACCACGGAAAGCGAAGCCUCUUGUUGCUACUGCGAUCUCAAGAUCUCUAAGUUCAACGAACCCAUCUUCCGCCUCGGACGGCGAUUCUCCGGCGUGCUGAAAAUCUGGUUCUCAAUCGGACUCGGAUUCGGCGUCGCCUCUCUUCUCCUCGCCACCGUCUUCCUUCUUCUCCAAUUGCACCCAAACCCACUCUCCAACCGCCUCGCUGCCUCCUUGUUUGGAUUCUCUCCCUCCAUGCGUAUAUCAAUCUCCGGCAUUGUCUACGUAUUCGUUUCCACUGUGAUCACUGUUUCAGUUCAUGAACUUGGCCAUGCUCUUGCUGCUGCGAGUGAAGGGAUACAGAUGGAGUACAUUGCCGUUUUCAUUGCAGCUAUAUUUCCAGGAGGUCUUGUAGCUUUCGAUCACCAUCUCUUACAGUCACUUUCAAGCUUCAAUGCUCUUCGUAUCUACUGUGCUGGUAUUUGGCACAAUGCAGUGCUCUGUGCGUUCUGCGUCUUCGCUUUGUUUCUCUUGCCUGUGAUGUUGUCUCCGUUCUACAAACACGGUGAAAGCCUCUUGGUUGUGGAUGUGCCUUCUAAGUCGUCUUUGUUUGGUUACUUGUCACCUGGAGAUGUUAUCGUCUCCUUGGAUGGUAUACGAGUCAAUAAACCUAGCGAAUGGCUUGAGCUGGCAGCGAUUUUAGAUAAGCAAAGCAGUGAAACAACAUCAAAUGCUUCCUUGUAUCUUGGAGGUUCAAGGAGGUUUCAUCACGGGAAGGGAUACUGUGUCCCUAUCUCUCUGAUCGAAGAAGGGUUUCAGGGGAAAAUGGUUGAGAACCGAUAUGUUUGUCCUCCCGGUGAUCUCACUCCAUUUCUACCUAUGCCGUGCUCAAAUGCAGCUCCUAAGGAGGUUUCCGUUUGUUUGGAUGCAAGAGAUAUCGUCAAGCUAAACAAAUGCGGUGAUGGAUGGAUGUCAACAACAUCAGACGCUGAUGUUAAAAGUGACUGCGUAUGUUCACAGGGCGAGUCGUGUUUACAAGCAGUGCAAUCUCCGGGAGUGACAUGGACGGAGAUCACCUAUAAAAGAACCUCAUCACAGGAUUGUUCUAGGCUUGGUGUGGAUUUCAAUGGCUCUAAUUGUGUUGGGACGUUUGUUUUUGUUGGUGAUUUGAUUGCCAUGUCGAAUUCAGUUCAUUUGACAGCAUACCAACCUCGUUGGUUAUUUAACUUCUUCGGAAAAUCCUUACCGGAUGUCUUAGAGAGGAGCUUGACCUGCACAUUCCAUGUCUCUCUUGCACUAGUUCUUCUCAACAGCUUGCCGGUGUAUUACCUUGAUGGUGAAUCCAUAUUAGAGUCGAGUCUUCAGUCUUUGACUUGGUUAAGCCAAAGAAAGAAGAAGAAAGCUCUUCAGGUUUGCCUUGUUGGAGGGAGUCUCCUCUCUCUCCUUGCCUUCUUCAGAAUGUUCCUCUUUGGUUUACCUCUGAGCCGAUAG